Molecule: messenger RNA, 6578 nt
Organism: Gadus macrocephalus (Pacific cod)
Lineage: Eukaryota; Metazoa; Chordata; Actinopteri; Gadiformes; Gadidae
Gene: frs3
Product: fibroblast growth factor receptor substrate 3
Exons: 7
Coding region: 694-2598 (634 amino acids)
Biological process (GO): cell surface receptor protein tyrosine kinase signaling pathway
Cellular component (GO): cytoplasm
Source: RefSeq, a predicted model, not a curated record
ACUUUACCUUCCUCCAGUCCUCUAGCGGUCCCAUCAGCCCCUCUCACCUACCUCCAGUCCUCCAUAGUGAUUUCGUCCUCCAGUGGUCCCAUCAGCCCCUCUUACCUACCUCCAGUCCUCCAUAGUGAUCUCGUCCUCCAGCGGUCCCAUCAGCCCCUCUCACCUACCUCUAGUCCUCCAUAGUGAUCUCCUCCUCCAGCGGUCCCAUCAGCCUCUAUCACUUACCUCCAGACCUCCAGUCCUCCAGUGGGUCCAUCAUCCUCUCUCCCCUACCUCCAGUCCUCCAGCGUCCUUACCUUCUUGUCGCCCCCGAACCUCGUUGUCUGUGUGAACUUUCACCCCGCUUGUUGGGAAAUGUCACAUCAAGGCCCGUGCUGCGGUAGGGGGGCGCCAGGAGAUGAAAUAUAAGCGUAAUUCCGUCUCUACAUCCCUAAUUUGCGUUGGUUUUCUGCCAGUCCUACCCUAUGCCAUCAGCAGCAGCCGCGGUACCCGGGAUCCAGCCGCAGCCUCACCUCGUCACGGGGAUAACAACAAUCUGGGCCGAACAUGAGGAGGAAAAUGGUGCUGCCCUUGGAGAUGUCGAUCCAACCAAGCGGUCUGCUGUUUACAACGAGGCCGAGCAGAGGAUCCUGGGACUGAGUACUGAACCCCUUCCCAUGGCCUUGACCCCGUUUCAGAUGGCCUGCUGAAGCUAUGGGGAGCUGUUGGAGCUGUCUAUACAGAGACCCUCUCCGAGACAUCCACCUCACCAAGUUCAAGGUGACCAAUGUAGAUGAUGAGGGGAACGAACUGGGUUCUGGCACAAUGGAGCUCACGCAGACGGAGCUCAUCCUCCACACGCGCAAGAGGGACGCCAUCCGGUGGCCCUACCUCUGCCUGCGCCGCUACGGCUACGACUCCAACCUGUUCUCCUUCGAGAGCGGACGGCGCUGUCAGACCGGCCAGGGUAUCUUUGCCUUCAAGUGUUCCCGGGCGGAGGAGAUCUUCAACCUGCUCCAGGAGCUCAUGCAGUGCAACAGCAUCAACGUGGUGGAGGAGUCCAUGAUGAUGACCCGCAGCGGCCACACCCCGGAUAUGGACAUGCCGCGCACGCCCCAGACCCCCAACACUCCAGCAUUUCCCAUCCAGGGUUUUCCCAACGGGUACCCUGGCUAUCCAAUCAGAGGGGACUCCUCCCAGCCCUCCAUGACUGAGGACCAUGGCCUCAUGGCCAUGGAAGACCAGACCCACACCUACGUCAACACGGUCAGCAUGGAGGGUGACCUGUCCAUGCGGCACUGCGUGCACGCCCUCCCCGAGGCCCGGCCCAGCCCCUUCCCCGAGGCGGCGCGGGGAGCCAUGCCGGUGGGGGGCCAGGGUGCGGCGCGGGGAGCCAUGCCGACGGGGGGCCAGGGCGCGGCGCGGGGAGCCAUGCCGACAGGGGGCCCGGGCGCGGCGCAGCGCUGCCGUCCCCUGGAGGAGCACGUCGACCCCCAGGUGUUCCUGCAGCCGUCGGCCCAGGAGGUCACCUUCAUGCUGGGCCCCACACCCGCGCAGCGCCACCUGCUGGAGCGGGAGAGGCACGGCCUCAGCACCCACAGCCUGCAGCCUGCAGAGGGCGCCACCGGCUCGGAGACGGAGGGCGAGGAGCCCCCCGUGCACGUCUGCAACUCCCACUCGUACCACCACUUCCACCACCUCAUGCACCGCCACCCGGCCCACGAGCCUCCGCAGGACGGCUGCAAGAGCAGCCAGCUGACCUACGAGAACAUCAAGUCGCUGCGGGGCGCGGGCAAGCAGCGGCUCAGCCCCAGCAGCGUGUCCCAGUCGCUGGCCUCCAGCAGCAGCAGCAGCACGGGGGAUAGCCACUCGCACUCGCUGCUCCACGGCCACGGGCCGGCCUCGCUGCCCCCGCAGGGCUACCCCCUGGAGAGGGGCGGGGGGCACCGCCGCACGGCACUGCUCAACUACGAGAACCUGCCCUCGCUGCCCCCGGUGUGGGAGUACAGCGCCCUGCAGCGGGACGAGGAGCAGGAGGAGGAGGAGGACGAGGAGGAGUACGAGGAGGAGGAGGAGGAGGAGGAGGAGGAGGAGGACUUUGACGAGUACGAGUUCUCCGAGGGGCCCGCCACGCCCAACGGGUACCACCAGGAGGCCCGGGGCGUGCACCGGGACGCCCUGCAGAACUACGUCAACACGGAGCAGGUGCAGCCGUCCCGGCUGCGGCACGGCUGCCCGCCGCACGCCCAGCCCUGCCCGGCGGAGCGCGGCGGGGGGCACAUCUUUAACUUUGAGUUCCGCCGGCGCUCGGGUGCGGGCGGGGCGGGCUGCGAGCACGGCCACAUGCCCCCGUCGCGGCAGCUCAACUACAUCCAGGUGGACCUGGAGGGGCAGCCGCCCUGCCUGGCCCUCGGGGGUGGAGGGGGGGCUCUGCCCCAGCCACAGCACCAGCGCCAGCCCCACCCGAAGUGUGGGCAGCAGGCCCCGCGGCACAGCGAGUUCUACGCCGAGAUCGACAUCAAGAAGACGGCGGCCAUGUCUAACCUGCAGAAAGCUCUUCCCCGGGACGACGGGACGUCCAGAAAGACUCGACACAACAGCACAGACCUGCCUCUGUAGACAACGGGGAGACCCAACAGACAAGGGAAGGAGACGAGGAAAGCUGCUUAGGGAACCAAGGAAACGGAAAGGAGAGCUGAUCCUCAUGUUAGCACACUGGACCCUCCACUUUCAUCCAUUCACCAGACUUCUGACUAAAGACCAGGUUCCUCUUUCGCUCUCUCCACAUAAGGCCUUGAUAACUUGAUCUUAGUACCCUGGAGUGAAGGUGAGCAUUUCAAGGUGGUUAAAGGUCAAAGGUCAAGGUAUUUUGCCCAAACCGUUAUUUUUCAGGCUUUUAGAAACAAAGAGAGAAGAAAACGACAGCAGAACCCCCCCCCCCCCCCCCCUUUUAUUCUGCCCGUAGCGUCCAUGUAAUAACCUGGCCUCUGUGUUCUGCCAAAUGGGAGGGCCAGAGAGGAAUGUGUGGGGGCUCCUCCCCCCAGUGCCCCCCCCCCCCUGUAGGUCCUAUGUACGGUUGACGCUUCAGAUAUGAGGUCCUGUCUUUUAUUUAUUCACCAUAAACAAUCCACUCUGGACUACCGUGGUGCGAAGGACUUGGGCGUUCACCGGAGCGCCAGGAGGCUGGGGGCGUUUAGAUGCACGGGGCCAAAACCUUUCACGGUAUUCUUUCGUCAGCAUUGUAGAUAGUGCAUCGUUUUAAUGUUUGAUGAAGACGUCGGCGACCUCGACUUGGUGUUCAGCGAUGACCUCACAUGAAAUGUGCAGAUUUUAAUGAAUUCUCACAAUGGGAAUGUUUAUUUAAAGGUUUGGUAAGACAUAGGCAUUUAUAUAGCUAUGUAUAUAUAGCUAUAUAUUUAUGCAAAUAUAUAUAGCUAUAUAUAUAAAUAUAUAUCUCUAGAUAUAUAUAUGAUAUUGAUACAUCAUUUAUUUUCAUAUUUAUUUAUUUCAUUCCUUAUUUAUGAAUUAAUGUAUUUGUUUCUUCAUGUAGUCCGUUAGACUCCAAUAACUUUAGUUUUGUUUAGAAUGUGAGAACCAGCGAUUAUAAUCCAGUUGGUAAUAUGGAACCAAAGUGUCACCAUCAUCAUUAUCACUGAAUAUUGGUGUAUAACUGUUAUAACUGUGCUUGAUUAUGUUUAAAAACAGAACUAUUAACAUUUAAAGUGCCAAAACAUAAUUGCUAACUGUAUGUGGAGUAAAAAAAAUGUGUUCCAUUAGAAUCUUUAAAAAGCGUAGGAUAAUAAGAUUUUUUUGUGAUAAUUUGAAUGUUCCAGGAGGACAGAAUACAAAACGGAACAUUGUUUUUCAGGCCAUGUAGAAACAAACAAACAAAAACAAAAAAAACAUCAACAGGUCACAUCUCAUUUCGCGCUGACCUCCGGACCCCAAGGUAAGACUGCUCCUAAACGGUACUGCCGCCGUCGGCUCACGGCGGCUACAAGGGGUUCUGCUGCUAUGCUGCUGAGGUGGGAGCACAAGUGCGAGUGGCUGGCCUCAUCGGGGACGUGUGGCGGAGCAGACACAGAACACGGCCUGCUUUCCUCUGGCCCCAGUAGAGCCGUGUGUGUGUUUGGGAUCCUCGUGUCUUGGCUGUAGAAAGGCCCUCAGGGCGUCGACUCUGGUUCUGUUGUGCUGCGAGGGCCCCUGGGUCUCACAUGGAGCCCUGUCUCACACACGGAGCCCUUUCUCACACAUAGCCCUGUCUCACACACGGAGCCCUGUCUCACACAAAGAGCCCUGUCUUGAGCACCAGGGCCCCGAGUCAAGGCAGCACAGGAGCGCGGCUAAACCCUGGUUCUGAUUGGUUAGGGUUGAAUCGCCAUCAUCCACGUGGAGAAAGAAACGUGUCGUUGUGAGAGACUGCCAGCAUAUUAUUUUUGGGCAGAGCUAUUUUACUUGUGUGACUGGUAUACAAGUAAAUGAAAACAUGUUAACGUUCUGCAGGUAAAGAUGGUGAUGGAAGAGGUUCUUUUAAGACUUACUGCAAGCAUUCCAUACAUGUUUAUUUAAAUCCAAACAUUAUCUGUUUACAUGAUCGGUUGGUGUAUCAUUGGGCUUUUUAUUUUAUUUUUAUAUCCAUCAUUUACUUGAGAUGUAGUCAUUCCAGCCACUGGUGUCAAUUUAACUAGUUGAACUAGUUGAACUAGGGCCUUAAAGGAUGAAAUGGUUCGAGUGAGAAUCUCCUGUCGAUAAGGUCAUCCAAUAAGUUUAGAAGAGGGGUUUACUAAAGGGCUUGCCGUGUCUAAACUCUAACUCAUCGUGCCUUUCGCUGUUCAAAUAACAUGUCAUCACUUUUUAAUUUAUUUAAGAAAAGACGAUGGAAAGAACAUAUGUUUGCAUUUGGUGACCGUUUGCAACGUUGGUGUCAUUGAACAGGAUUAGCUUAUUAUCCACAAACUACCGGGUCAUUUAUUUAUUUAUUUAUGUUCAAGUAGUCUGUCGUUUAUAAAAUCUGCUCGAAGUGCAAAAAUAAAUCAAGUUCGAGAGCAAUUAACAUCAUGAUCAAUGUAUGCAAAUAAUUCUUUCAUCUUUAUAAGGCCCACUUGGUUUCCAUGCAUUAGUUACCUAUAAUGUAAUAAUUUUCAGUGGCACAAUGAGGGAACCAUACAUUUAGAAAUCAUGUCUAAAUUCUCAACUGUAGCUCAAAAUGUUAAGGGGACUGAAGUGGUCCUUCAUUCCUCCUCCCUGUUUCUGUGUUGUGUGUACCAACUGCCAGUGGCUGUUAUACAUGUACCAGUCUUUAUUCAUCUCACCAACGUGCAGAGCCUGUCCGUCAUUACUUUUGUGUACAACUUGUUUACAUGAGUACAGGUUAAGAAGGCCAAUGUUUUGUAACCAGGAGAUAGGAGGGAGAUGUGCCAAACGUCCGUGGAGCACAGCUCAGGACAGAUCUUUAGGUAGGGGUUGGAGAGGCUGAGACCGGUCCCUCACGUCUGGUCUGAGCGCACAGCUGGGGGUCUGCCAAGCUCAGUGUUUAUACUGAGGUCUGGUCCUGAUUUAUGAAGAAAACACGCGUAUGUCCGUGAUGAGCCCUAUAUAUUCAUACGCAUUAAAGGUCUACUAGUGCUCUCCUUUAAUGGGACCACAAAAGUCUAUUUUUUUUUAAUUUAGUUUCACAUGUCAUGCUAUAGAAAAGAGCCUUACAGAGAGGGCCCUGUUCCUAUCUGGCCCUCAUCCCCCAUCACAUGAACAGGGCAGUAAGCUGCCCCUCCUGUUGUGAUUCUGUGUAUUCCUUGGGUUCUCCAGCACAUCACUACACUGAGUGAAAGGGGGUGGCUGAUGGGUGUUUCAGACCGUGGCAGCAUUGAGUACAAUUUUCUGUAUAUUAACAAAAAGCAUAAUCAUUUCAAAAGAGUAAACAAAGCAUUCCCAUAACACCUUUGAUUAUUGGUUAUUAAACUGUGACGAGCAAAUCAGUAGUGGGCUUAAUUUUGCUCAGCUAUAUUUAUUGAUUUGCCCAACAGAAAACAGCAAUAGGGUUAACAUUCAAUGGGAAUGCAGACUUUCAGUGUGCAAUCAAAUGUAUUUAAUGUCAGGUUUGUUUCUAUGUAGCGUCUUUGAUUUACGUUCAAUGAAUCUCCUAAGAAAGGCACUUUCGUGCACCAACAACCUAGACCACAAAGUAUACAAACAUAUAUUUUGAUUAUCUGCAUAUAGUUUAAUGAUUUGGUUGAAAACGUGUAAAGGUGUCUGCAGCCGAGCGAACCGCCUAGACCAAAUUACUUUCUAAAUAGAAAUUAUUUUUUCCUGCUUUUGCUUAAACCCAAAAUCAAUAAUGUUCCUAAUUUCCGAAUGACUUUAUACAGUUGAAUACUACCUUUGUUAAAGCAUGCACUUGGUGUCUGCCUGUGUGUAACCAGUUUCAAUGAUUUCAGGUACAGAGAGCAUGGUCCUUGUUAGUAUAAAACCUUUUGAGCUGUAAAUACAAGCAUUGUCACGUCCUGUUGUGUUGCUAUGUAUUGUUUAUGGCUAUUGGAUUAUUAUUGUAUCAAAAGAGGAAUCUCACAAAUAAAGCAGAACUUUUAUUGUUUCUACUUUCA